AGCUCUCUCCACGUUGUUGUAGUGUCAGCUGAUGAACCUCAAGAAGUCCGGAGUGAGACAGACUUCCACUUUUCUCGCUUUUUCUCCGUCCACGAUGCCAAGAGGCGGGUCCCAGUCGGUGUGAUUGACGAGUGGGAAGUGCUGAUAUUGUAGGAGUUUUAAAUAUGGAGAUGGUUUCCCGGCUAAGCUUCAUGGACAUGGGGGUGGACAACGACCCUCCACUGUCGCCCGAGCUCCACCUGGGUACCAUGAAUACCUCAGACAUGUUUGAAACAGGUUGGGAGAGCUCGUCUGGAGUCGAGAGUGGGAUGUCGGGCAGUGGCAGCAGCAGCAGUUCGUCUUUCAGUCCGUAUGGAGGCCUCGCAGAUGACAACCUCUUCUUGUGGGAUGACGCCCAGCACCUCGAUGCCAACCUCUUCCAGGCCAACUUGGGCGAUUACUUUGGGGAAGAUGCUGACUUGCUCUCUUUGGCUGACAACCAGCCCUUUGAGGACAAUGAUUUCAGCUUUCUGCAGGACAGUGCAAGCAACAUUUCAUUUGCAUCGGACAUAUCCUCAUCAUCAUCCACCAUCACGUCAUACUCCAUCCCUCGUUCACCUGACCAUUCCAUGACCAUGUUGGAGGAAGAGCCUCUGGUGAAUACGCUUCCAUUGUCCACCUCUUCGCCCCUGAAGCCAGCUGGCGAGUCAAGAUCCUUGUGUCAGAGAUUACCCUCGCCUGGAGCUGAGGUAAUUCAGCAGCCCUUAAUUUCAAAGGUAGAGGAUGGAGGAAAUUCCUCAGUACAGACAAAUAGCAGGAGAUUACCCAGGGAAGAUGAUGGGAACAGAGACUCCUCGAGUCGUGAGGGGUCGAGUCCCAAAAAGAGCAAGAAGAGUCGGAGGAGUCCCCUGUCGCCCCAGUUGCAUCAGAUGACUGCCUCGGGUGUCAGCCCGCCUGUGCCCAUUAGUCUAACUUCAGAGGCUUCACGUCCGGCCAAGAUGUACACCAAAGAGAACAGCUUUUCACCGAGCAAGAAGGUUGUCAAUAUAUUGGACAGCAAUGUUAAAUGGAGUGAGUUGAGUGACAGUGAGCAGAGGGCAGUAGGAGAAGGCUUAGAAAUGGUCUUGUCUCAGUGCUUGGGGGUGAGAGAAAGACUAGACCUGAUGGUCCUGUUAGAGCCAGGUUCAUUGCCUUCUGCCCCACUGAGCUAUGGUGACAUGGAGUGGACCAUCAACCUUGACGACAAGAAGCUUGAAACUCUCCGACGUUUCCUGCGUGGGCUGGACUGUCCAACAGACUCUGAUCCCAACCUGGAAGUGAGCAGUAGUAAGAAAAAGAAAUCAACAGCAAAGAAAAACAAAAAACUAUUGAAGGAGGAGAAGUGGCACAACUUCGCCAAGGAGAAGGCAAAAUUGCCACUGGGCAGAGAGGGGCGUAAGCAAGGCUGGGACUUGGGAAGCAAGUCUCUGUCCACCAAGAAGUCCCCUGUGAAGACCCCGCAAGCCAGACCUCUGGUGGGCAAGUGCUGGUCGUCACUUGCUAAGGGUUCUAAGGUCAAACUGUCGCCACCGAAGCAGCUUAGCAAGAGCUCUGAAAGGAAGUGCAAUACCACAGAACUGUUGCAGCUACGAACCAGAUCCAGAAAAGAAUACCGUCAGCUAAUGAAGGAGAGGAGAAGCGGGCUGUUUGAGAGAGAGGAGGUGGUCACCUUAUCUGCAUCUGCAAACGAGCCGUGCAACACACCCAAAAAAAAGGAAGAGGAGGAGGAAGAGGAUGAUAUAGAUAUUUUAGGCUGAAGAAUGUUUUUUUUUUUAUAGAUAUAUAUAUGAUUUUCUGUUCUCGUACCUACGUCAAAGUUUAAUACUUUUCUCUUUUUUUCUCUUUUUGUAUAGAAGUUUAUCGUUUUUCAUUAUAAGUAAUAGAUUUUGGAUUCACUGGUAUUUCAGCAAUUGGAAAUAUAGGAAGAUAUUACUUUUAUUAGUUUUCUGACCUAAGAAUUCUAAAGUUUGGACAGUGUCAAAUCAUUUACAAUUUGUAGUCAUUUUAAAUGUGGUGUUGGUACUGUACCUCCUCAAAAAAAUAUGUAACAGUGAGACUUCAUCUUCACAUUUUCAUUUAAGAAAUUACAUAAAUUUUCUAUGGUUUCUUAUUACAGGGUUUGAAUUUUCAUGCUUUUUUCUUUUGUUUUUUCAUUGGUACUUUGAUUCCAAACUCGGAAGCUUUAUUUACAGAUAUAAGUGGCAUCUGGCAUCUCUUAGAAGGCUUCAGUCCUGCUUAAAUAUGUCAUAUUGCAAAUUUUAAUUCAAUUUUUUUUUCUCAAUUUAUGCAUAUUAUUUAAAGAAAUUCCAUCACUUUUCUCUCCAGAAUCAUAUGUAGUAGCAUUUGUAAUACUCUAUUCAUGAUAAACUACCUCACUCUCAGCUGUGGACUAAUUCUCUGUUUUUCUCUGUCCAAAAACGCUUGUUAUAUCUCCAUCAUUGGGGCUCAGAAAUGGGCUUUGGAAGGCUGUUAAUUCUUUUUCUAUGCAAAGCUUUUGUACUUUGUUAGUUGUCAGAAUAGUGUUUACUUUCAUCAACAGUUAAACCUGCUUUAUUUGUGAAGUAGGAAUGGGAGAUUAUAUGGGUUGGAUAUUUUUUAAAUUUUACCGUCAUUCUUUUGAUUUUUGUAAAGAUAGGUUGAUGUAUAAUUUCCCGUAGCACUUACAACAAAAUUUGUUUUAUUAUCUUAUGAAAUAUUAAAACAGUUCCAUGUAGUAGGAAGCUGCAAACACCAUAUGUAUGUAUCUCCAAGAUUCACCAGAUCUUGUUCAUGUUCCUUGAAGAAUGAUAAAUGUAAUCACAGCUACUACCUCUUAAUAACCAUGUAGGCGAAUCCUUGUUAGUGAAAAAAAAAGCUGAGUUAUGAAAAACUAGAUGCCUAGAUGCUUUUCUUGGAAUACUGAAUGUAUGUUUUGAGUCCCAUGCAAAUCAGAAAUUAUAUCAGAAUUGAACAAUGUAUUCCAUCCACAAAUCAAAAUUGUUAACUAGGAUUUUAUCUAUUUAUUUAUUAUUGUUAUUUUUUAUGUAGGGGAUCAUCAGUAUUUGUAGUUUUAUCUGCCUUCACAAUUAGAGUGAUGUUGAUAUCCAGUUUUAUUUUCUCAGAAAAGCUCAGGUGAUUUUCUUAGAUUACCCAUCCAUGUUGCCUUAAAUGCCACCAAAUAGAAACAGAGAAUCAUAAAGUCUGUACUAUGUAACUGAGCAUAAUAUUGUAUUCAUUUAUUUAAAUCAAGUUAUUUAUUCUUUAUCAUAUCCCAUUUUGUAUACUCUGUACAAGUUGUUGCACUUUAUCAACCACCAAUCGACAUAUCGUUCCUUCCACCAGCGUAAUUUGUGGAGGCGGAUCACACUACCUUAUAUGUUGUCUCUCAUUGCAUAUGGUGCUAGAAGUGUGAUUGUAUAGUAUGUUGAUUUAAGUAUUUUGUUUUGGUUAUACUAAAAGGUGAAAGCAGAUAUCUACUCGCAGUGUAAACCGUAUUGCUUUCAUUGUCAUUUUUCAUUGAUUGUAUGUAAAAUGAAUUCUCAUUAACCAUAACUCUUGAGAUGUUAGGAAAACUAUGUCCUGUAACUCUUUUAAUAUAAAAUUUCUAUUUCUUGUAAAAUUGACGAUACAUUUGGCUGACUUUCAAAUCAUAUCUGAUAUUGCAUUUGGCUGAUUCUUUAGUUGAUUACAGAUAUUCAACAUAUGGAGAAAAAAAGAACAGUUUUGCCAGACCAUUUAGUAUCUAUAGAUAGUGAACUGAUGUUACAUAUUGUCAGAAAAUUUAUACAUUGAGAUAAACAAGAUUAAAUCCCUGUGAUAA
This is a messenger RNA of Penaeus vannamei (Pacific white shrimp), 3817 nucleotides long. RefSeq lists its product as uncharacterized. The record is from RefSeq and is a predicted model, not a curated record. NCBI's taxonomy places the organism in Eukaryota, Metazoa, Arthropoda, Malacostraca, Decapoda, Penaeidae.